AUGAUCAGGAGAGAGGGUGAGGGGAUUGGUCAGACGCUCCACGUGGCUGAAACCUAAACAGCAGCGUAGACUGGAGCAGCCACAGGAUGAAGCAGCAGCAACAGCAGCUCCACCAGCAUCCUCCUCAUCCUCCGCGCACAGGCGCACGUAUCCUGCUCAGCUGCGGCGGUGAAAACAAGUCAAAGCAGCACCGUGUGAGCGAAUAGUAAUGUAGUGCGCUGACAGUGAGCAGCAGCCAGACAGCACGACGCUGCUUUCCACCGAGGAGCUUCCGCCGCGAGGAGGAAAACAAACAAAGGCACAGCUGAGACUGACGAUGAUGCUUUUCCUUUUUGGAGGCUGAUCUCGUCUGAGCCGCACAAGCACCGCCGCACCCACAGCCACCAUGGGUUCCAGACUGAGCAGACAGAACAGUCUGGACAACGAGAAUUUCUCCAAGAAGCGACGCAAGCUCGCGGACAGCGCGGGGGACGCGGACAGGGACCGGGGCAGCGGCAGACAGGGCGGCGGGGACUUUCUCUUCGCACUGAUGCUGAAAUCAGACAAACUGCCCGGGAUGCUGCGGAGGACCAACCACAGCCCGUACAUGAGGCGGGUGGCGUGGAUCAAAGAGAUCCAGAAGCUGCUCCGCGACCGCAGGAUAGAGCAGGCGAGCGACGUGCUCCGGUCCCUGAGGAAGGAUCUGGGUUUAGAGGGCAGCUCGCUGAAUGACAUCUUGUAUAAAAACCCCGCCUUCCUCAACCUAGUGGACCCGAUCUCACACGAGCUGCUGCUCAGCCUGGCUCGGGAGAUGCAGUGUCCAAAAAAGGACGCGGACACCAUAAAGUCUUCGGAUAAGAUUUGCAGGCAGCUGAUCUACCACCUGACCCCGCACUCUAAGUGGCUGAGGCAGAGCAUGUCCAGACAGAAAUCCCAGGCCUGCCUGAAGACAACCCUUCAGAAAAAGCUGUCCAGUGACACCAUUGACUUGUCCGGCAUCCCACUGUCCACCCGCGAUGUCCGUCAAGUCGUCUACUACCUCCAGAGCAACAGAGACACCGUGGUGGCCGUGGACGUCAGCUUCACCGAGCUCCACGAUGAAAACUUGAAGCUUCUCCUGCCUCUUCUCGCCUCGCUGCCCAAACUCAGCACCCUCGCCCUCAAUGGCAACCGCCUCACCCUGGCCAUACUCAAAGACCUCACUGAGAUGCUCAAAGACCCCAAGAAGUUUUCCAACCUGUCCUGGAUCGACCUGGGCAACAACGUGGACAUUUUCACCAUGCCCCAACCGCUGCUGGUCGCACUGCGCCGACGCUGCAGCCUGAAGAGCAGCUUGCCAACCAUCUACGAGUACACAGAGGGCCAGCCCUACUGCUACCACAUGGAGACCUCCAUCGAGGAGCCCAGCCACUAUGAGGAGGAGGAGGAGGAGGAGGAAGAGGCGGAGGACGAGGACGAGGACGACAUGGACGACAAGUCUGAGCUGGAACCUUGGGGUUUGGGGAAGAAGCAGCUCUCCAAAGAUUUCACCCUUCACUACUGUGAGAGGUGAUGAGGUGUU
This is a messenger RNA of Solea senegalensis (Senegalese sole), 1540 nucleotides long. It is a transcript of the gene lrrc75ba, whose product is annotated as leucine rich repeat containing 75Ba. The coding region runs from base 386 to 1531 and encodes 381 amino acids. The record is from RefSeq and is a predicted model, not a curated record. The transcript is spliced from 4 exons. Lineage: Eukaryota; Metazoa; Chordata; Actinopteri; Pleuronectiformes; Soleidae.